This is a messenger RNA of Suillus paluster, 1164 nucleotides long. RefSeq lists its product as uncharacterized. The record is from RefSeq and is a predicted model, not a curated record. The coding region runs from base 1 to 1164 and encodes 387 amino acids. The transcript has 2 exons. Lineage: Eukaryota; Fungi; Basidiomycota; Agaricomycetes; Boletales; Suillaceae.
AUGGUUUACCGGUAUCGCUUUGGAUCUACCACCCUUCUUCCACGAAGUUCCCUAUGGUACACAGACCUAUGGACCUAUCAGGAGGAAUCACACGGUGAUAACUACGAGAAGUUCGCUAAUGCAGUCUUGCAACUUUACCCAGGAUUCCGGGGUACGCACUACUAUCGACAGGAACCAGUUGAAGUCAUCAUCGAUGAAGCAUCAGAAGCUAAGUCCCCCAUACCCGUCCCAUCUGCUGAGGUAUCCACAUCCACCACAGAUGAUCUGCUCUCUGAGGAAUACGUCCAUUGGAGCGACAUAUUUGACCCUUUUACAGACGAAUCAACAUUUAUUGAUGAACUACUGUUCUUUGACGACAUCGAACCAUCCGCUAUUUUGCAGGCAUCGGAUAGCGGAUCCGAUACUUACCCACAGAUCAUCGCACCACUAGCCAGCUUGACCCAUCCACUUAUAGAUUCAAAUCCAUCUGACAGAACCGCACGUAUUACUAAUGAUUCCGCUUUAUCUGAUUAUCCAUCCGCCGUUUUCGCAUUACAUGACCCUAGCUUGCUCCCAGUACUCCAUGUAGUUACUCGGGAGGCAGGUGUGAUGGAUGUCAAUUUUCCAUCCGCCGUUUUCGCAUUGCAUGACCCUAGCUCGCUUCCAGUACUCCGUGUAGUUACUCGGGAGGCAGGUGUCAUGGAUGUCGAUUUUCCAUCCGCUGUUUUAAUCAUUGCAUUCAUAUUGCGGGUUCUGUCUAUUUUAUGUCCGGGUCUCUCAAGGAGACAUCUCAAGUUUAGUUCCGCAUUUCCAUCCAAUGAUUUUCGGGUCAUCCGGGAUAUUCCCGAUGAUCGCAUAGGGUUAUUAGCAUUGUACCCACACAGUCAUUUUAACAAUCCACAUCGAAUAGAAUUCAGUUCCAACCCGCAGUCACACAAAGCCUAUCAACCCGUGUCUACGCUGCACAUGUCACCAUCACACAUCUCAUCCACACUUUCUGCACUUAGGAUACAUCGGAUAGCAUCGAUCCAAACCUUACAGGAAACCACACACACUGCAUUCCGAGCACACAACCGACCUCCAUCACAUGCACCCACACCUUCCGAUACAACCCACUCCAAUACAUAUGAAUCAGGGAUACAUCUGGACAAGCGGAUCCCUCAUAUAGUGCAACAGUCAUACUAG